GGGAAACUACCGUUCCCAGAGUGCCCCGCGGCGCGGCGCCGCCAUUUGGCGGCCGUUAGUGAGUUAGGCGCUAGCUGAGGGACUCCAUGUCCCAGGCUGCUCGGCGGCACGGCAGCGGCGGGGAGCAGCCGCCAUCUUGGCAGUCCGGUCUCCCGCCGGAUUGAAUGAGCCCGCGGAGCCCGCCCGCGCCGCAGCCUUCACUUCAGUGAGGGAGCUCGAGGCAGGCAGCCGGCCCUCGUCCCAUUAUGGCCACGCCGCUGUCCAGCCGCAGUUCGGCCUCGGGCCUCGGGCCCGGGACACCUCUGUCGCCCGCGCGCAUCUCCCGGCUGCAGGAGAAAGAGGAGCUGCGCGAGCUCAACGACCGCCUGGCGCAUUACAUAGACCGCGUGCGCGCGCUGGAACUCGAGAACGACCGGCUACUGCUGCAGGUGUCCGAGAAGGAGGAGGUCACCACGCGAGAGGUAAGCGGAAUCAAGGUCCUUUAUGAGUCCGAGUUGGCUGAUGCCCGAAGAGUUUUGGAUGAAACUGCCAGGGAAAGAGCCAAGCUUCAGAUUGAAAUAGGAAAAUUAAGAGCAGAACUUGAUGAGGUCAAUAAAAACUGUAAGAAGAAGGAUGGAGAUCUGACUGUUGCCCAGGGCCGUGUGAAGGACCUUGAGUCCUUGUUUCAUCGGAGUGAGGCUGAGCUUUCUGCUGCCCUGAGUGACAAACGGAAUCUGGAAAGUGAUGUUGCCGAGCUCCGGGCCCAGCUUGCUAAGGCAGAAGAUGGUCAUGCUGUGGCAAAAAAGCAGUUGGAGAAGGAGACGCUGAUGCGGGUGGACUUGGAGAAUCGCUAUCAGAGCUUGCAGGAAGAGCUAGACUUCCGGAAGAACAUAUUUGAAGAGGAGGUACGAGAGACUCGGAAAAGCCACGAACGCCGUUUGGUAGAGGUUGAUAGCAGCCGUCAGCAGGAAUAUGAAUUCAAGAUGGCACAGGCCUUAGAGGACCUUCGUAAUCAGCAUGAUGAGCAAGUGAGGCUCUACAAGUUGGAGCUGGAACAGACCUACCAGGCCAAGCUGGAGAACGCCAAACUGUGCUCUGACCAAAAUGACAAAGCAGCUAGCGCAGCUCGGGAGGAGCUAAAGGAAGCCCGCAUGAGAGUGGAGUCCCUCAGCUACCAACUCUCCAGCCUCCAGAAACAGGCCAGUGCAGCAGAAGAUCGAAUCCGUGAGCUGGAGGAGAUUUUGAGUGGGGAGCGGGAGAAGUUCCGAAAGAUGCUGGAUGCCAAGGAGCGGGAAAUGACAGAGAUGAGGGACCAGAUGCAGCAGCAGCUGACUGAGUAUCAGGAACUGCUUGAUGUGAAGCUUGCCUUGGACAUGGAAAUCAAUGCCUAUCGAAAACUCUUGGAAGGGGAGGAGGAGAGGUUAAAACUGUCUCCUAGCCCAUCCUCCCGAGUCACAGUGUCUAGAGCCACCUCAAGCAGCAGUAGCAGCAGCACAUCUGCAAUCCGUUCUUCUCGAAGCAAGAGGAAGCGAGUAGAGCUGGAGGAGCAUUCAGGCAGUGGCACCAGUGGCAUCGGCACUGGCAGUAGUGCCAGCAGUGCCAGCAGUAGCAGUUUUCAGCUGUCACAGCAAGCCUCUACCACAGGGAGCAUCAGCAUAGAGGAGAUUGAUCUGGAGGGAAAAUUUGUGCAACUCAAGAACAGCUCUGAUAAAGAUCAGUCUCUGGGUAAUUGGAGGCUAAAGAGACAGAUUGGAGAAGGUGAAGAAAUUGCUUAUAAAUUUACUCCCAAGUAUGUUCUUCGGGCUGGGCAAACUGUAACGAUCUGGGCAGCAGAUGCUGGUGUGACUCAUAGCCCACCAUCUGUUCUUGUAUGGAAGAACCAGAGCAGCUGGGGCACUGGUGGAAAUUUUCGGACGUACCUGGUCAACGCAGAUGGAGAGGAAGUGGCUGUGAGAACAGUGACUCAGUCACUAGUUGUGCAAGAGAAUGGGGAAGAAGAGGAGGAGGAAGAAGCAGACUUUGGUGAAGAAGAUCUUUUCCACCAACAGGGAGACCCCCGGACGACCUCCAGAGGCUGUUCAGUGAUGUGAGUGUCUACCACUCACUUUCCUUACCCAGCUCCUGCCUUUCCUCAGAGCCGCUGAAAACUAUUUUUGUAUCAUUGGAUUUCUUUAUUCCUUGUUACAUUUCUAGAGAUUUUUUAACCAAACUGCCAGAAUUUUUGAAUGGAUUUCUCCUCUCCUCUCUUCCUCCUUGGGUUGGGUGUCUCUCUCCCCUCCCCCCUGAACUUUAGGACUCCCUUCAACACUACUGUCCAAUUACUGCAUUUCCCCCAUUUUAGCAUUGAGUGAAUUAGAAAUUUUCAGAUCAGUAAAUCUUACCAAAAUUUCUGAAAGUAGGCUUUUUUGGGGGGAAUUAGGGGUGGAGGGUAUAGAUUAUAAACUUGAGUUACUGUUCCAGAAAUUAUUCCCUGAUGAUGGCUGGAUUCCCUGGGAAGGAAUCAUGAAGUGAGAAAUUACUUCCACCCCUACACACAUACCCCAGGAUCCUUCCCAGAAUAGCCACUAGUUGUGAAGAGGGCACAGGAUAAUAUUUUUUAGUGUUUUCUAUCAAAUCUAAAGUUGAGGUUGCCAUGUUGCCUUGGUGGUUGGGGCCUGCAGAUGCAGGCUUUUGCAACAUGACCCAUUGUGUACAAAAUUAGGAGAAUAGAAUAUUGAAACAAAUUUGUCUUUCUUUUCUUUUUUUUUUUUUUUUUUAAAUUUCCUUGAGGGGAAUUAGGAUGGAUCACCUGAUGGGGAUUUGAUGUGUGAUCUGCCCUGCAUAAAAUGUUUAUAAUAACUUCUGCCAAGUGCGGUUUAGUCUCAGGCUUCCUCUAUCAUGUUUCAGUGAAUAUCAGAAACUGACAUUUGCAUCUAUCUAAGCAACACAAAGCAUUGUGACUCCCUGAUAACAAAUUCAGUUUUUUUUUUUUUUUUUGGUUUUGUUUUGUUUUUUAAACUCUUCAGGGCAUUUGGAUUCUUUUCACAGGCCAGCCUGGCACUAGUCUUUUGUAAAUUUUGCUCUUGAACUACUCAUGAACUCUGUUGGUAUGGCCUGAAGUUCUUGAGAGGAUGUUGUGGUUCUUGGAUGUUCCCUGAUUGCUUGCUACUGCUAGUCCUUGCAGGUCUGGCUAAUGGCAUUUACCUUUGUGACUUAGCCUGUAGUGCAACAGGGCUGAAAAUUAAGAUUUCAAAAAACUUGGUUCUUAACCACUCAGCAAGGUUAUUAUGUCUCCACAACCUCAAAUAACUUUAGUGUCAAGGAGCAAGUCAUUGUGGGCUGAUUAGAUCAGGUUUACAAAUACUCUUUGCUACAAGAUAAAAAGCUAGCCAAAUGUAGUGUCUGGGGUGGAAAGUAUCAAAAGCCAUUCAGUUGAUUGGACUAAUUAGCACUUAGAUUAAAAGAAGAAAAAUAUUGAUGGUGCAGAUGAGUCUUAACAAAUGUCUUCCUCUGAAGGGGGCUGUUAACGUGGAGUCUGAGCUGCUCCCUUUAUGUAUAAUGCAGCCUAUUUCACUCCUGAUGGCAGUAUCAGGGUGUGGGCAUUUUUAGAGUAAUAGGUGGCUACUUUGGAUAAUGUUGACUUUUUCCCUUGAAUUUGACUGACUUUUCUGUUACUCCUGCUCUUUGUAUGGGGGGGGAUAACAAAAUAUGUAGUAAAAUCAUACCUAUCUUUGUCAAAUAUAUAUGCACCUAUCUAUAUCUAUCUAUAUAUACAUAUAUCUUCUUGCUGAAAUUAUGUUUCUCAGACAAAACAUGCAAAUGCAAAUUAACCUUUCCUAGACUGAUAAUUUAAAAAUCAUGCAGUCCACCUUCCAGCUGCCGAGGCCCAAGUCUCUCCUGCUAACUUGCUGUGUUUACAUGCCCUCCUACCUGUAUACAUAGAAGUUAUUUUUUUUAAAUGGAUAUUUAUUUUUUUAUGUUGGCCAGUAUGCAGAUAGCUUCAUCUGGCCUGGGGAGCUCUUAUACUAGUGGCUGGAACCUUGUUACAGGCUGGAUCAACACUGGGAUGGUGCUCAGCUCCAUGUCCCCGCCUGGGCUCAUUUUGCUCUCUCUGUUUACUUGGUAUUUUCUCCCUCUACAUUGAGCAGUCAUAGCUCCCUCAGUUGUUAUUGUUUGUUUGUUUUUUUUUUUUAAGGUGAAUUCCCUUGUGUACAAGUAGCUUGAAUUAGAUUUCAAAUUAUCUGAGCCAUUGACUGUUUUCUGCCUGACUGAGUGAAACAGGUUCCUUUCCCAAACUCUAGAAAAUAGGUUGCUUCCUAUAGAGCUAGGUGGGUGGAUUAAACUAGAGUUUAUGCAAAUCCCAUGUUUCACUCCUAAGUGUAGAAAUAGUCAUUGUUUUCCCUCUACUACUGUGUGUACCACAUGUGACUUGCUUUCUUUAGGGAAUUGUGUGUCAGGAACUGAAGUGUCUAUCAGUUUGGCUUUGAUUAAGCUUUCCUCUUGGAGCCUCUGGGUAUGUCCUACCUUUCUGAAGAAACAUUCCCAAAAGCAGGGUCCAAGAAGGUUAUAUCAUGACAACUUUACGUCUUAUCUACCAAAAAACAAUGUUGCUCAAAGACUAGACUGUCCUCUCUCCAGAGUCAAGGCAGCCUUUGUUGUCAUGUUCUUAAAGAGAUCACUGCUACCCAAACACUUUUAAAAGGCAAUUCCUGAUUUUUAAGUAGAGACACAUAUAAACUACUGUAUUCCUUCCACUAGCUGUUCAAAACUAAAUGACCAGAGACGUUUGUCUUUUACCUUUCUAAAUCAUGUGGAAUUUGCUGGGGAACAUGCCGGCCGUAUCAGUUAUAACCAGGCUUGGGCAACAUUAAAUUUAAUUAGGUUAAGGAGAUUUUAAAGUGAGGGAGGAGUUGGAAGGAUUUAGGCUCGCCUGGUUUGUCGUCGUUCUCAGUAAGCUCUUGAAAUUUUGAGCUGAGGGGUUUGGUCCUCUCCAUUGAUCUCCUUUUGAAUGACAGAGUGUCUUUGGAAUUAAUUGUCCAGCUGUCUGAUUGCAGGUAUGAUUUUGUUUUACACCUGAAGAGGUGAAAAGAGGCAGUAAUGGCCAAAUUUCAGUUAAACCCAGGGAAGCAGCCAUUGGCCAUUCCAAUCAUUUAACAAAAUAUGCCUUGUAGACAGAAUGAGAUGGUAGAAGGUGGCUGUAUGUGCUAAUAUGCUUGCCAUGUAGAAGCUUUAGGGAGGGAUUCCAGAAAUAGCUGAGCUGUGCAGCAAACCCCUUCUUUCCUUGUAGUCUCAUCUUCUCCCAAAGCAAAUGGAGGAAAAAUACCUCCAGGGAAUCAGCUAUUUGUUUUUCUGGAGGGAGCCCACUUGAUGGGUUUCACAUAAAGUAGGCAGCUAGUCACCUGCAUGCAGCAAAUAAUGAGGUGCCAGAGCAUCUCUGGUCAUUAUCACAAUGUGAAUAAUAUUAACUGUGAAGGGGCAUUCCCUCUGUACUUAGCCUUCUGACCCAGGGUUUUAAGAAGGCCCAAUUAUCCCAAUCAAACAGGAAAGGAGCGGCAUUCAUUCCUAUUUGGAUUAAACCAUAAAAGUAUCAAGUGGAAGCUGAGGAACUGGAGAUAGUUUCUUGGUGACUCUUGUUCCAUGUGUUGGGAAAAAGUGAUUAAACAAUUUCUUAUUCAAUUUCUUUGCUGCCCAGGAAAGAACUUUUUUCAAUCAAGGUGUCCUUGGAGACUAGGGCAGGUCCAGGAGCUAAGUUUGCUCCACAGUCUUGAGCCCUUUUCCUAGUUCUCUGUUGUCUUUUUAGAACUGGUUUUAGGCUUAUGUUGGGAGGCUCUUGGCUGGAAGGUUUACUGUUUGGUGGCUGCAUGUUAGCCCAUAAUGGAAAAUGGAAAUAGAGUAUUUGGAAACAUUGAGCAGCAUGAACCUUUUUAAUGCUGAACAUGGCCUGGGAAACAGAAUUUUUACUUGCCCUCAAAUAUGCUUAGCUUUAUACCACUUUAAAAUAACUCAGAGGUGAUUUUUUUUUCUUGUUUUGUAUAAGCCCACAUUUACAUACAAUUAUUCUUUGUAAACAUAAUGCCUUUUUUCUUGAAAUGCUAAGGUCUAGAUGAAAAAAAUGGUUAGGUGAGAGUAGCAGUGAUGACCCUAGAAAAGCAUGUGUUGAAGCCUGACUUGAUCCUUUGAGUAAAAUAAAUCCUAGAACUGGGAAAGGGUAGGGUGGGGUGGGGAGGGGGGAUUACUUUUGUGAAAGGUAUUAGUGCAACUCAAAAGAUCAUGAAAACUUGAUUCUUUAGUGAUUGGGCAGGACCAACAUUCCUCCCCAGGUUAUCCUACUAAAGUUGUAAGCAAUAAACUGUUAAAAGAAGAGCAAGGCCCAAAAGCCUGCAAAUGACUGAGAUCACUUUCCACAUCAUACUAUUUUCAUAAAGAUAAUGACUUUUGACUUGAAUGGUAGUUUUAACCAUACAACUUUUAGAUAGCUUUGUUCUAUUUAUAUAGUGACCAUUGAUCAUUAUGGAUGUAUUCUUUAUGAACACUGCUGUAAAAAGAAAAAAAAAAAAGGUUUUAAUGACUUACUGAGUUGAAUAGUUAUCAUGGCAAAACCCACAAACUUCAAUAGAGAUAAUGGAUCAUCAUGCAGAGCAUCUGAGAACUAUGUGAUAAUCUAGACUUUAUCAUUUCAAAAAUGUUUUUUUUUUUAAAGAAUAUACAUGCAUGCCAAAUGUCUUUUUCAAUGAUUUGUAAUAUACGUUUUAUGACUGGAACCUUUUUUGUACAAGACACUUCAAUAAAUGUUUUGACUUAA
Messenger RNA from Antechinus flavipes (yellow-footed antechinus), 6760 nucleotides. RefSeq names its product lamin B2 (gene LMNB2). The record is from RefSeq and is a predicted model, not a curated record. NCBI's taxonomy places the organism in Eukaryota, Metazoa, Chordata, Mammalia, Dasyuromorphia, Dasyuridae. The transcript is spliced from 12 exons. Bases 246 to 2069 code for a protein of 607 amino acids.